UGUCAUUGUGGCAUUACUGUUGUGUCCUCCAUACAAAGCCGCGGUGUAAUAUUACUCAAGGAAAAUGGCCAAACUAUGGCUACUGAGCACUGGGCUAGUUUGUCUGGCAUGGAUCAUAAAUGAGAACAUAUCACCGAAGAAACCACCUUUUGUUAACUGGGAUGCCUCCCUCUACUUCACACAUGACUCUGAGGAGGGCCUCUGGUUGCUACCCAAUGUGUCACUUGGCUACCCAGAACCGGGUACCCUUUACCCUUCUAACAUUCUCCUGCCGACGACAAAGGAAGAGAUAGUUCAUAUGGUCAAGUCGGCACUGGUGCCCACGUCCAAUGACGUGAGAGCUAUUGAUCGUCGUCACAAGAUCAAGGUGAUAGGCUCCGGGCAUUCGUGGUCGAGGGUGGCAGUAUCAGAUGACCUACAGAUGUCACUGAAUAAUUAUAAGGGGUUGGUCAGUAUCAAUCGCGAGUUGCACCAGGUGACAGUGAGAGGGGGCACAACCUUCAAUGAGCUCAACCGUAUCCUUGACGAUAACGGACUGGCCAUGAGCGUACUGGGAUCAAUCUCUGAGCAGACUGUUGCCGGGGCCAUCUCUACAGGUACUCAUGGUACCGGGAUUACAUUUGGAAAUUAUGCUUCCAUGGUAACACGGCUUGAGUUGGUGACCGGGAAGGGGGAUAUCCUCUUUUUAAGUGCUAAUGAGAAUCCGGAGAUCUUCAAGGCAGCUGGAGUGAGUAUCGGACUGCUGGGGGUCAUUAGCGAAGUGACCUUCCAGUGUGAGCCAGCCUUCAACCUCAGAGAGGUGCUCUACAACAUGAAACUGAGCGACUGUCUGAAAGAAAUGGCUGACACUGCACAAAGGUCUGAACAUGUCAAAUGGUGGGUGGAGAUUCACUCCGAUGUUUGUGCCGUGUUCGAGAUCAACAGAACGACAGAGGCCCCGAGGGAUAAUCCAAAUCACCAAGUGGAGACCAUCCUGAACUAUGGCUUUGAGAACAUUUGCAACAUUGUUUCCUGGAUACCAAGCUCCACCCAUGCCAUGUUUAAGCUCAUGUUUACGUAUCUUGUGCCCACUCCCCCUCACGAUCGGGUGGACAAGAGUUAUCUCGUCUUCAAUAUUCCACACUAUUUCCCCAUCCAUUAUGAGGGAGAAAUAGUCGUCAGUGUCGAGGACUGCCCGGCAACCGUCAUGGAGGUACACAGACUGGUGCACGAGGAAGGACUGCUUCUUAACUACGUUGUGGAGGUACGAGUGGUGAAGGGUGAUGACAUGUGGCUGAGCCCUAACUACCAGAGAGACAGCUGCCACCUCACAAUGUGUAUCUACAACCCCACCAUUAAGAGAAGAUUGAACUACUACAAAAAACUAUACGAGGCUGUAGCCAAAUUCAAUCCAAGAUUUCAUUGGGGGAAGUACUUCGAUCUGACACCAGCAGACAUGGAAAAAAUGUACCCAAGAUUCAAGGACUUUCUGAAGAUACGAUCUCAAUUAGACCCAAGUGGACUGUUUCUCAAUGAACAGUUAGCAGGCACAUUCGGACUCAAGCAUUUGUUGUAGCUACAUGUACGUAUACGUACACGUAGAACAAUGCAUGUGCAUCACGACUCUAGAUCUACUCUCAUCUAUAGACUGUUCACACCAUUAUCACCUGCACGUGCAAUCAGUACAAUUAUUAUGAGGUGUGACUAA
Molecule: messenger RNA, 1687 nt
Organism: Halichondria panicea
Lineage: Eukaryota; Metazoa; Porifera; Demospongiae; Suberitida; Halichondriidae
Product: L-gulonolactone oxidase-like
Exons: 7
Coding region: 65-1555 (496 amino acids)
Cellular component (GO): membrane
Molecular function (GO): D-arabinono-1,4-lactone oxidase activity; FAD binding
Source: RefSeq, a predicted model, not a curated record